UCUAUUAAUUCACCCCCUCAGCCUCCAAGAUUUCACCCUCACAAGCAGAACCCACCCGCUAUCCUAUCAUGGCUCCUCACGCCGCUGUCCUCCUCUCCCUCCUCCUGCUCACCACCUGCGCGGCGGACACGCACCUCCACUUCUUCCUCCACGACGUGGUCUCCGGCAGCAACCCGACGGCGGUGCAGGUCAUCAAGGGUCCUGCCUCGUCGUCCAACGCCCUCCCGGGCGUGGCCUUCGGCGACACGACCGUCAUCGACGACGCGCUGACGGAGUCCUCGUCGCCGACGUCGGCGCCCGUGGGGCGCGCGCAGGGGUUCUACAUGAUGUCGUCGCAGUCGGGCAUGGUGCUGAUGAUGUGCGUGAACCUGCUGCUCACCACGGGGGACUACAACGGCAGCACGCUGGCCGUCAUCGGCCGCGACGACGUCAUGACCACCACGCGGGAGCUCUCCGUGGUGGGCGGCACGGGGAAGUUCCGGAUGGCGACGGGGUACGUGGUGUGGAAGACCAACAGCUCGAGCGGCGCCGACGCCACCAUCGAGCUUGACGUCUACACCACCGGCCUCAACGGCACCACCAUCGACGCCAACGCGCCCGUCUCCCCCAUCGACGGGGGCGGCGCCGGUGCGGCCGGCGGCGCCACCGGCAAGUCGUCCUCGGGCGCGGCGGCGCUGAGAGGAGCAGUGCCGUACGGGUGGGCCAACGCGUGGGUGGCCGCCGUCCUUGUAGCUCUGGCUGGUUGCGUUUGGUGAGCAGCUCGAUUCGAUCCACCAUGAAUCUGAGUGAGUGGGAGCGGGGUCCAUCCAUACAACGGAAUAGAUCUUGAUUAGGCGUGAGGAGUUGGUCGGUGUAGUGGUGUCUUGUGUGGUUGGUGAUGAUGGGGUGGGUGCUUUCUUGUCGCUGUUCGGGUUGGGUUUGGUGAUGUACACAUGACUACACAUCUUCCAUGCGUGCGGGAGCGUGAGAGAUUACUUUCCGGCUACUACAUCCAUUUGAUUAUUACCUAGAAGAACCGAUUCUCACAUUUUUAUAUAUGGUGUUUUUAGGGCAUAUAUAAUGGUGGCAUAUGGAUACAUAUGCUUCAUGACAAAAAGUAA
Messenger RNA from Triticum dicoccoides, 1100 nucleotides. Its product is annotated as dirigent protein 1-like. NCBI's taxonomy places the organism in Eukaryota, Viridiplantae, Streptophyta, Magnoliopsida, Poales, Poaceae. The coding region runs from base 69 to 755 and encodes 228 amino acids. The record is from RefSeq and is a predicted model, not a curated record. The transcript has a single exon.